UCUAUAGCCGAUUUAAUGGCUCUUCCACUGCCCGGACGACUUCCAAAAUUUAAGGAUUUUCGGAUAAUGAAACUGCCAUCCAGCGAGACGAAGUCCUCAAUUUAUCGAAAAUACAUUUCUUCACUCAGUGAUGACGAAUUGAAGAUGAGUAAUUGCAGUUUUCGACGGAUAUGGUCCAAAUACAUACCCCAUGUUACAGUUAUGAAACCAGCGGAUGAUCUCUGCGAUGUCUGCCGUGUAUUUUUUCUUUUAAUAGGAAACACAAUAUCGAUUAAGCAAGCCAAAGGUGUUACUGACAUUGAACGCGCACAGAAGCUUAAUCAAUUUCUUGAUCACCUCCACCGAGCCCGAAAUCAACGAGAAUAUUAUCAAAGUUGGUGUAGAAAUACUGACCCUACAGCAGUCGAAAAUGAUUUUGCCCAAACCGUUCACUACCCUGUCAGUCCACAACAACCUGGUACAGCAUACUUCAAAGCAACCAAGAAGUGCGGAGUCCUCGGAAUUACAGACGAAAAACAAAAAGUUCAGUACAAUUACAUGAUAGACGAAAAAGAUGACGUUGGUAAAGGACCUAACUGUGUUGUGAGCAUCCUGCAUUAUCACCUGCAAACCUACUAUAAAGACAUUGAAACACUCGUUCUUUUCUGUGACAAUUGUGUUGGGCAGAAUAAGAAUAACACUACUAUCAUAUCUGCAAUGGUGUUUGGCUCGGGGUCUUAACAAAACUAUUUUAUU
Molecule: messenger RNA, 735 nt
Organism: Rhagoletis pomonella (apple maggot)
Lineage: Eukaryota; Metazoa; Arthropoda; Insecta; Diptera; Tephritidae
Exons: 3
Coding region: 16-720 (234 amino acids)
Source: RefSeq, a predicted model, not a curated record